AAAGUACCGCGAACUAAAUCCAGCUGUUCAAUUAUUUGCGGUCUCAAACACGUUCUUUCUCUUUGAGUUGAGUUUCAUCGAAGAAAGAUGUCUCAUAGAAAAUUCUCAGCUCCCCGCCAUGGUUCGAAAGGUUUCUUGCCUCGUAAAAGGUGCAAGAGGCAUCGUGGGAAGGUUAAAUCUUUUCCCAAAGACGAUAAGACAGUUCCACCUCAUCUGACUGCCUUCAUGGGUUUCAAGGCAGGAAUGACUCACAUUCUCCGGGAAGUUAACCGACCUGGCUCCAAAAUUAACAAGAAGGAAGUUGUCGAAGCUGUCACAAUUAUUGAGACCCCACCCAUGAUGAUUGUUGGUAUUGUGGGAUAUAUUGAGACACCUCAUGGCCUUCGUCCUUUGACCACAGUCUGGGCUGAACAUCUUAGUGAGGAAUGCCGAAGACGCUUUUAUAAAAAUUGGUGUUGUUCAAAGAAGAAGGCGUUCACCAAAGCUUGCCGUAAGUGGGGCGACAAUGAAGGAAAAGAAAGCAUUGAAAGUGAUCUUGCACGAAUGAAAAAAUAUUGCAAAGUGAUUCGUGUCAUUGCCCAUACUCAGCAAAAACUGGUCAGGUUGAGUCAAAAGAAGGCUCACAUUAUGGAAAUCCAAGUGAAUGGAGGUGAUAUUGCCGAGAAAGUUGACUGGGCAAAAAAGCGCCUGGAAAACCCUGCUCCUGUCAGUAAAGUUUUCGGAAAAGAUGAAAUGAUUGAUGUGAUUGGGGUGACCAAAGGAAAAGGAUUCAGGGGUGUGACGUUCCGUUGGGGAACAAAGAAGUUGCCACGUAAAACCCACAAAGGUUUACGUAAGGUUGCUUGCAUUGGUGCAUGGCAUCCAGCCAGAGUUUCCUUUGCUGUUGCCCGUGCUGGUCAGUGUGGCUACCAUCACAGAACUGAGAUGAACAAGAAGAUCUACCGCAUUGGCACAGGCAUUCACACCAAGGAUGGCAAAGUGAUCAAGAAUAAUGCAUCCACAGAGUAUGAUAUCUCUGAUAAGAGCAUCACACCCUUGGGUGGAUUUCCUCAUUAUGGUGAAGUCAAUGAAGAUUAUGUUAUGGUGAAAGGCUGUGUUGUUGGACCAAAGAAACGUGUCUUGACGCUAAGAAAGUCCCUGCUUGUCCAGACCAGUCGUAAAGCAACGGAGGUAAUUAAUUUGAAGUUGAUUGAUACAUCAUCCAAGUUUGGUCAUGGUCGCUUCCAGACUGAAGAGGAAAAGAAGUCAUUCAUGGGGUUGUUGAAAAAAGACAAGGAGCGUGAAGAAGCUGGCGAAGCUUGAUACAAAUAAUGUUGUAACUCAACCUGUCUGAAGAAUGAAAUAAAUGCAAAAAUAAAUUGUGUGUA
Dendronephthya gigantea is the source of this 1367-nucleotide messenger RNA. RefSeq names its product 60S ribosomal protein L3-like. The record is from RefSeq and is a predicted model, not a curated record. Gene Ontology annotation, biological process: translation; ribosomal large subunit assembly. Gene Ontology annotation, cellular component: ribosome; cytosolic large ribosomal subunit. The coding region runs from base 88 to 1302 and encodes 404 amino acids. Gene Ontology annotation, molecular function: RNA binding; structural constituent of ribosome. Lineage: Eukaryota; Metazoa; Cnidaria; Anthozoa; Malacalcyonacea; Nephtheidae. The transcript has 8 exons.